CGCAACAAAGUUGCAUGAACUUUUUUUAAGAGGAGUUGGAUUUUUAACUUUUCCUCCUUCUCAGAUUCGUUCUAGAAAAAUAUGGCUGGUACAAAAUUUGUAGUUCAGACAUUGCUCUUUUCAAUAAAAAAAAAAAUUAUUUUCCAAGAUGUUCUUAAGUGGAGAACUAUGACUGGAGAUUUCGGCAAUUACUUUUGCAUCGUAGGUUAUUGGCCCAAUAGUGGAGUUAAGAACUCAAUCUGAAGUCAAGUUUGAUUUGACCAAUCUAAAUGAGCCCAUCACUCCAUGUAUCCUUGUUUUUGCUUGCAUCGAUCCUUGUUGUGUGAGUUCUUUCAAGACUGAACUCUCGACAUUGUGCCGUGUUAAUUGAAUUCUUCGAAAGACGCUUGUCAUUACCGCUAUUCGAAGCAUUGCUUUGAAUGUCCUUUUAGGAUCACCAAAAUGAAUCUUCAUAUUGAUUUAUCAACUGAAAUCGUUUUCUCUGCUGACAUCAUUUCUACUUGUUGGUUUGUUUAGUGAACGGGAUAAAAUUGAAGGUAUUUAUCCUACUCCACUCGAUGAGUUUUAUCAUAAAACGUAUGUACAAAUGAAUAAAUUGAAAGACUUACACGUUGAUUUGUAUCAUUUACUUCUUCAGAGAAAAUAACAAAUAAUAUAACGUGACACAAAAUUAUCAAAGAAUUUUGGCAUAUGUGUGACGUCCCGAUGGAGUUUCCCAUAUUGCAUUAUCUGUUUUCCAUUGUAGAUAUAAUUUAUGUACGUGACAACUUUUCCAUUGCCAUCUUCAUAUUUAUUGUCCUUGCUAGUUAAUAUCUUAUUGUUCUCGCUUUUGCCCGUAUCUUAAUAUCAUUACUCUUGCUGUUACCUUAAACAAUUGUGCUCAAUUCAAUGUCUUCACCUCAUUAUGUAUUCUCUUUUCUUUGUCCUUGUGCGAGACUAUAACAAGAACAAUGAAAUACAUUGUAGAUAUGAUUUUUAACAUAUAAGUGAAAAUGUAGAGCAUAGUUACAUCUACACGAUAUAUUUCUCAUCUGAAAUCGUUACACCAUAGUUUACAUAAAAGCUAUUUAAUUUAGACUUAUACACUCUAUCCUUUCAAUUCAACGAAAAGUAGUUUUGCCUCUUCAAAUCGACAUCAAUGAAGUCUAACUGCGAGAUAAGUGAAAAAUAAAUGAGCCGUAUAUCUUAUGGCUGCAGGCAUACAUUACAUAUGCGAAGGACAUACUCGAUAGACUGGUAGAAAAGUGAUGUCGUUUAAAUGUAUACAUCAUGAGGAGAGAAUCAUAUAAUCAGUUUACGAGCAGUUAACGUUGAAUGCGUUUUCAUGCGACCUUACACCGUUUUCAUCUUUCUUUUUCCAACUUUCUUCAUUAUUUACCUUCAAAUUACUCGACAGAUAACGACAAACAAUCAUCAACCGUUUGAUUGUACACAAAUAUGUCCUUAUAGAAGCAACCGAACACGUACUCAUCUCGAAUUUGAUUCGAAACACAUCAUUCAACAUGAUUCUGAAUUUAUUUGUCAACGAAAUUUUCGUAAUCUAGCUGAUUGGAUCUAUGGUUGGCCCAAUCAGUUUCAAGAAUAUGUUGAGGUGACAACUACGAGUGGACGACUUAUAGCUCCAUGUUUACCUCAUGGCAGUAUAAUUUAUGUUAGUAUUUGGUAUAUCGGCACUUUUUUUAGCCAAGUUUAUCCGCAUUUAAUGAAUGAUUUUGUUUUAAUUACGGGUGAAGGUGAUAUAUCUUCACCAGAUAUGGCUUAUUUAGAGCGAACUGAUUCUAAAAUUAUUCAUUGGUUCGGUCAAAAUGGAAUGAUUGAUGCUUCAAGAAGCAAGAAGUUCACACACAUCCCUAUUGGUAAGAUGUCGAUAAGUCAAUGA
Molecule: messenger RNA, 1879 nt
Organism: Rotaria sp. Silwood2
Lineage: Eukaryota; Metazoa; Rotifera; Eurotatoria; Philodinida; Philodinidae
Source: the annotation of a GenBank genome assembly